Molecule: messenger RNA, 3069 nt
Organism: Catharus ustulatus (Swainson's thrush)
Lineage: Eukaryota; Metazoa; Chordata; Aves; Passeriformes; Turdidae
Gene: ACO1
Product: aconitase 1
Exons: 21
Coding region: 50-2860 (936 amino acids)
Biological process (GO): tricarboxylic acid cycle; citrate metabolic process
Cellular component (GO): mitochondrion; cytosol
Molecular function (GO): 3 iron, 4 sulfur cluster binding; 4 iron, 4 sulfur cluster binding; aconitate hydratase activity
Source: RefSeq, a predicted model, not a curated record
CCCCGGCUCCAACCUCCUCUCAGGGAAUUUUAGAGAGCGACAGUGGAUAAUGUCACCCCGAGCUUCCUUUUCUCCUUCUGAACAGCCACAGCUCUCUCGGCCGCUCCUUGUAAGACUUGUGCUCCAGCCCCUUCGCCACCUUCGUCGCCCUUCUUCGGACUCCGAGGGACACCAACAGUCUUUAACAACCAUGAGCAACCCUUUUGUACGGAUUGUGGAGCCACUGGACCCGAAACAGCCUCUGAAGAAAUUCUUUAAUCUGAGCAAAUUGGAAGAUGUGAGAUAUGCUCGCCUGCCAUUUUCCAUUCGAGUCCUCCUGGAAGCAGCUAUCCGUAACUGUGAUGAGUUCCUAGUAAAGAAGGGAGAUGUUGAGAAUAUUCUCAACUGGAAAGUGAUGCAACACAAGAAUGUUGAAGUGCCAUUUAAGCCUGCAAGAGUUAUUCUGCAAGACUUCACGGGGGUACCUGCUGUCGUUGACUUUGCUGCAAUGCGUGAUGCUGUGAAGAAACUUGGUGGGGACCCUGAAAAAAUCAAUCCUAUAUGUCCUGCUGAUCUCGUGAUCGAUCACUCCAUCCAGGUUGAUUUUAACAGGCAGCCAGACAGCUUGCAAAAAAAUCAGGACCUGGAAUUUGAAAGGAACAAAGAAAGAUUUGAAUUUUUAAAGUGGGGCUCUCAAGCCUUUAAAAACUUCAGGAUUAUUCCACCAGGCUCUGGGAUCAUCCACCAAGUGAACCUGGAGUACUUGGCAAGAGUGGUGAUGGAUCAGGAUGGCUACUACUAUCCAGACAGUGUGGUGGGCACUGACUCACACACCACCAUGAUAGAUGGCUUGGGAGUGCUUGGCUGGGGUGUGGGUGGCAUUGAAGCAGAAGCAGUGAUGUUGGGACAGCCGAUCAGCAUGGUGCUUCCUGAGGUGGUUGGCUAUAAGCUGGUAGGAAACCCUCAGCAACUGGUAACAUCCACUGACAUUGUACUCACCAUUACCAAGCAUCUUCGCCAAGUCGGAGUGGUGGGUAAAUUUGUGGAGUUUUUUGGUCCUGGUGUUGCCCAGCUGUCCAUUGCUGACCGAGCCACCAUUGCCAAUAUGUGUCCAGAGUAUGGAGCAACAGCUGCCUAUUUCCCAGUGGAUGAUAUUAGCAUUGGGUACCUGAUACAAACGGGCCGUGACAAAGAGAAGGUUAUGUACACAAAAAGGUAUCUUGAGGCUGUGGGAAUGCUAAGAGAUUUCAAGAACUCCUCUCAGGAUCCAGACUUCACACAGGUUGUUGAAUUGGAUCUCCAUACUGUUGUACCUUGCUGCAGUGGACCAAAAAGACCUCAGGACAAAGUUGCUGUGUCAGAUAUGAAGAAGGACUUUGAGACUUGUCUGGGAGCCAAGCAAGGAUUCAAGGGAUUUCAAAUUGCCCCUGACCGACACAACAGCAUAGUCAAAUUUAAUUUUGAGGGCCAGGACUUCGAGCUUACUCAUGGUUCAGUAGUGAUUGCUGCCAUUACAAGCUGUACAAACACCAGUAAUCCCUCAGUCAUGUUGGGUGCAGGAUUGCUUGCUAAGAAGGCUGUUGAAGCUGGUUUGACAGUGAAGCCAUACAUUAAAACUAGCCUGUCCCCAGGAAGCGGGGUUGUCACUUACUAUCUGAGGGAGAGUGGAGUUAUGCCUUACCUUUCUCAACUAGGGUUUGAUGUGGUGGGUUAUGGCUGUAUGACAUGUAUUGGCAAUAGUGGACCCCUACCAGAGUCUGUUGUUGAGGCCAUUACACAGGGAGACCUUGUGGCAGUGGGUGUGUUGUCUGGCAAUAGGAAUUUUGAAGGGCGUGUGCAUCCCAACACCCGUGCUAAUUACCUGGCUUCCCCGCCGCUGGUGAUAGCCUAUGCAAUUGCAGGGACCAUCCGGAUCGACUUUGAGAAAGAGCCUUUAGGAAUAAAUGCUUCGGGGAAGAAGAUUUUCCUGAAAGAUAUCUGGCCAACAAGAAAUGAGAUUCAGGCUGUUGAGCGUCAGUUUGUUAUUCCUGGGAUGUUCAAGGAGGUCUACGAGAAAAUAGAGACAGUAAACAAAGCUUGGAAUGCCUUAGAUGCUCCUACAGAUAAACUGUAUACUUGGAAUCCCAAGUCUACUUAUAUCAAGUCUCCUCCAUUCUUUGAUGGUCUGACUUUGGCUCUUCAGACCCCAAAAACAAUAGAAGACGCUUAUGUCCUAUUGAGUUUUGGGGAUUCUGUGACAACUGACCACAUAUCUCCAGCUGGGAACAUAGCAAGAAAUAGUCCUGCAGCCCGUUAUUUGACCAGCAGAGGCUUGACUCCUCGAGAGUUCAAUUCUUAUGGCUCCCGCAGAGGGAAUGAUGCUGUCAUGGCCAGAGGGACAUUUGCAAACAUUCGCUUAGUCAACAAGUUUAUUGAUAAACAAGGACCUCAGACGAUCCAUUUCCCUUCUGGGGAAACUCUGGACGUGUUUGAUGCUGCAGAAAGAUACAAGCAGGCUGGUCAUCCUCUGAUUGUGCUGGCUGGGAAGGAAUAUGGUGCAGGAAGUUCCAGAGACUGGGCUGCUAAAGGACCAUUCCUCUUGGGUGUCAAGGCUGUGCUUGCUGAAAGCUAUGAGAGAAUUCAUCGAAGCAACCUAGUAGGAAUGGGAGUGAUUCCUCUGCAGUAUUUACCUGGAGAGGAUGCAGGAACUUUAGGACUCACUGGACGGGAGCGUUACACAAUUAUUAUUCCUGAAAAUCUAAAACCACAGAUGAAUGUCCAGAUUAAGCUGGACACUGGGAAAACCUUUCAUGCCAUCAUGAGAUUUGACACUGAUGUGGAGCUCACUUACUUCCACAACGGCGGCAUUCUGAACUACAUGAUCCGGAAAAUGGCAUCCUAAUUAAAAAAAAAAAUUAAGCAAAAAGGUCCAGGUACAAGCCUGCUUCCUCUGAGCACAAUGAAACUAUAGUAAUCUUGCAUUUCAAAGUGUGAACCAUAACGUGAACAGUUUUUUCCAUGGAUUGUAUUAGAAGGCUUGUUUACAGUGCUGAAUUUUUCUGUGUACCAGGAAACUGGACACAACCCUAUAAAAUAAACAGCAUUUAUUAA